AUGAAGAGAGUCUUUAAUAUUUUGUUCCUUCUUACCUUCACUCACAGAGCCAAUGCGUUAUCUUUAGAUUUGAACAAUUACCAAUCACUAGAAAAUGAUACUGCAUUAGUAGCCUACGGUCUUAUGGAUUAUUAUAAUGGGGAUCAAUAUGGUCAAACAGUAGGAAUGUUUUCAAAUCCAUAUUAUUGGUGGGAAGCAGGUGGUGCAUGGGGUACCAUGUUAGAUUAUUGGUUUUUCAUGGAAAAUGAUACAUAUAAUGAUUUAAUAAUGUCUGCAUUAUUACAUCAAACUGGUGAAAAUAAUGAUUAUAUCCCAUUGAAUCAAUCCACUACUGAGGGGAAUGACGAUCAAGCAUUUUGGGGUAUUGCUGCAAUGACGGCUGCUGAAAGGAAUUUUACAAAUCCUCCUGAGAGUAGCCCUCAGUGGUUAUAUUUGGCUCAAGCCGUCUUUAAUACUAUGGCAUUAAGAUGGGAUGCACAAAAUUGUGGCGGUGGCUUAAGAUGGCAAAUCUUCGUUUGGAAUUCAGGCUAUGAUUACAAGAAUUCUGUUUCAAAUGGUGCAUUGUUCCAUCUGGCAGCUAGGUUAGCAAGAUAUACUGGUAACCAAAGUUAUGUGGACUGGGCUGAGAAAACCUAUGAUUGGAUGUCCGAUGUUGGCCUAAUAUCUAAUGGAACCCAAAAGUACGUUUAUGACGGAACAAGUAUAGAAACAAACUGUACUACAAUAACUUCGUAUCAAUGGUCUUAUAACCAAGGACUUAUGUUAGCAGGAGCUGCCUAUUUAUAUAAUUUUACUGGUUCGACAAUUUGGUUAAAUAGAACAAUGGAUUUAUUAGAUGCAACAAGCGUUUUCUUUAAUAAUAGCAUCAUGUACGAAGUUGCAUGUCAACCCACUGGAACAUGUAAUAACGAUCAAAGAUCUUUCAAAUCAUACCUGGCGAGGUUUCUUGGACUAACCGCCCAGUUGGUAACGAUAACGCAAUCAAGAAUUAUGAAUUGGUUGAAUACAUCAGCUAUUGCAGUUGCUCAUUCGUGUUCGGGAGGAACGGAUGGUCAUACAUGCGGACUCAAUUGGUUCGAUAAUGGUUGGGAUGGAUAUUAUGGUCUCGGCGAACAGAUGUCUGCAUUAGAUGUUCUUGUAAAUACUAGGGUAUUAGAUAGACCAGCUCCUUAUAAUUCAACGAAUGGAGGUUCUUCUAUUGGUGACGGUGCAGCAGGUACCGAAGCUACCCCGACAAAUCUAGCUCCAUUGCAUAUAACGAAAGGGUCUAAGGUUGGAGCUGCAUUUAUAACGGCGGCCAUUGGAUUAUCAAUAGUAUUUACUUCCAUCUGGAUUAUUCUAUGA
Naumovozyma dairenensis CBS 421 is the source of this 1344-nucleotide messenger RNA. Its product is annotated as glycoside hydrolase family 76 protein. Gene Ontology annotation, molecular function: mannan endo-1,6-alpha-mannosidase activity. The record is from RefSeq and is a predicted model, not a curated record. The transcript has a single exon. Bases 1 to 1344 code for a protein of 447 amino acids. Lineage: Eukaryota; Fungi; Ascomycota; Saccharomycetes; Saccharomycetales; Saccharomycetaceae. Gene Ontology annotation, biological process: budding cell bud growth; carbohydrate catabolic process; fungal-type cell wall biogenesis.